Grammomys surdaster is the source of this 2818-nucleotide messenger RNA. RefSeq names its product glycerol-3-phosphate acyltransferase 3 (gene Gpat3). Lineage: Eukaryota; Metazoa; Chordata; Mammalia; Rodentia; Muridae. The transcript is spliced from 13 exons. Gene Ontology annotation, biological process: triglyceride biosynthetic process. Gene Ontology annotation, cellular component: endoplasmic reticulum. The record is from RefSeq and is a predicted model, not a curated record. The coding region runs from base 245 to 1561 and encodes 438 amino acids. Gene Ontology annotation, molecular function: glycerol-3-phosphate O-acyltransferase activity.
GGCGCCCAAAAGCCACCGGCUACCCGCAUAGCCCGCAGCCCACGCCGAGGUGCAGGGAGACUGCAGGGAUCCUCGCUGCCUGAGGGCCUCGAGACGAAGGGAGCGAGGCGGGCGGCGCCGACUCCGCAGAGUCCGGCUCCAGGUUGGACACUGUGUUUUCCGAGCUGCGGCUCAACUGCCUGGGACUUCGACACCUACCGCUCUCGGCUUUCCUGGGGACCUCUCCCAGAGGGCGUGCGGAGACAUGGAGGGCGCAGACCUGGCGGUGAAGCUCCUGUCCACCUGGCUGACGCUGGUGGGCGGCCUCAUCCUUUUGCCCUCGGCCUUCGGAUUAUCUCUGGGUAUCUCGGAAAUCUACAUGAAGAUCCUGGUGAAAACCUUGGAGUGGGCCACGUUGCGAAUUGAGAAAGGAGCCCCUAAGGAGUCAGUUCUUAAAAACUCAGCUUCUGUGGGUAUUAUCCAAAGAGAUGAGUCACCCAUGGAAAAAGGGCUCUCUGGUCUUCGAGGAAGGGACUUCGAGCUCUCUGAUGUGUUUUAUUUCUCCAAGAAGGGAUUGGAAGCCAUUGUGGAGGAUGAAGUGACCCAGAGGUUCUCCUCCGAGGAGCUAGUAUCAUGGAAUCUCCUCACAAGAACUAACAUCAACUUUCAGUACAUCAGUCCGAGGCUCACCAUGGUGUGGGUGCUGGGCGUCCUCAUACGCUAUUGCCUCCUGCUACCUCUGAGGGUUACCCUGGCUUUCAUUGGGAUCAGCUUGCUGAUUAUUGGAACUACACUGGUUGGCCAGCUUCCAGACAGCAGCCUCAAAAACUGGCUGAGUGAACUGGUGCAUCUGACCUGCUGCCGGAUCUGUGUUCGGUCCCUGUCUGGCACCAUCCAUUACCAUAACAAGCAGUACAGACCCCAGAAGGGAGGCAUCUGUGUUGCCAAUCACACCUCUCCCAUCGAUGUCUUAAUCUUGGCAACGGACGGAUGCUAUGCCAUGGUUGGGCAGGUUCACGGUGGACUGAUGGGGAUCAUUCAGAGAGCCAUGGUUAAGGCUUGUCCUCAUGUCUGGUUUGAGCGCUCAGAAAUUAAGGACCGACAUCUGGUGACUAAGAGAUUAAAAGAACACAUUGCUGAUAAGAAAAAGUUACCCAUUCUAAUCUUCCCAGAAGGCACCUGCAUCAACAAUACCUCAGUCAUGAUGUUUAAAAAGGGAAGCUUUGAAAUUGGAGGAACCAUCUAUCCAGUGGCAAUAAAGUAUAACCCCCAGUUCGGCGAUGCCUUCUGGAACAGUAGUAAAUACAACUUGGUGAGCUACUUGCUUCGAAUCAUGACCAGCUGGGCCAUUGUCUGCGAUGUGUGGUACAUGCCUCCCAUGACCAGAGAGGAAGGAGAAGAUGCGGUUCAGUUUGCAAACAGGGUUAAAUCCGCUAUCGCUGUACAAGGAGGACUGACCGAACUUCCCUGGGAUGGGGGGCUGAAGAGAGCAAAGGUGAAGGACACCUUUAAGGAGGAACAACAGAAAAAUUACAGCAAGAUGAUCGUGGGCAACGGAUCUCCCGACCUGGCACUGGACUGAAGCACUGUGGAUACACAUGGCUUCCCAGAACUGGCCUUCAGAAGUGAAAGUUCAUAAUAUUGUUUUGUUGUGUUGGUUUUUUUUGUCUGUUUGUUUAUUGUUAAUUCUUUUCUACUAGAUGAUUGUCUCUGUCUUCAUGCCAGAGGCUGAACCUACAGGUGUCCUUUUUGAUGUUUUUGUUCUUGUGUUGGCUCAAUGAAUUUUAAGGCUGAUUUUUGAGUGGAAACAGAUUUUUAUAAAAUGACGGUGUUGUUGAUUGAAUGAAAUCUUUGUAUGGAGAAAAAGUGCUUCUAGAAUAUGUUUGGAACAUGUUAAUAGGAUAAUUCUCAAUAAUGACUCCAAACCCUGUAAUUUGAUUUUCCUUUCUUUACUCUUUUUUAUUUUUAUUAUUUUUUAAAGACAGGGUCUUAUUUAUAUAGCCCAGGCUGGCCUCAAACUCAACUUAUGUAGCCAAGACUGGCUACGAACUGACUAUCCUGGCUCCACCCACUUCCCACAUGCUAGGAUUACAGGCAUGUGCACCCACACCUCGGUGUUAACUUCAGUACCAUAGUGAGGUCAUCAAUCAUACCAUAAUGCAUUCCCAUUACGGUUACAUUCUGCUACCAGGUUGAAAGAAAAAUGGGGAAUUAUUUUUAGGGAAAUGACAAAUUUGUGGUUACCUGAUCUGAAAGGAAUGGGAUGGAGAUUAUUUUUCCUCAGGUGUUUGAAGACCGGCUGAUGAUUAGCCAGAUUCUUUUAAGAACCGUGUAGAUAGAUGCAGUGCUGAUUGUUUAGAUUCAUUUAAGAACCGCAAGGAGCAGUGCUGAUUGGUCAGAUGUUUGUUCCCACAGCACAUUUCAUCCAGCCACAGUGGAAAAAGCACUGUUAGCUUUUCUUGUUUGUAUGCCAAAGAUUCUCUUUUGUCUCAUGAUUGUUAUUUGUUUUAUUUGUUUUUGUAAUAAAAUGAUUUUCCCCCCCAAGGGAAAGAGCCUAUUAAAAAAAGGAUGCACGAGUGAGCCAUGCCCUACCCCCAACCUCACUGUAGCGUUUAGCCCCAAACGCCCCAGCCUUGUCAGCAGAAAACUAAGUGGUAUAACUACCUUUUGGAAACUGAGCCUUAACAUUUUUUAAAGGGGAAACAAGCAUUCUCCAAGUCCAGUAGCAUGAGCUAUAUUUGAUAGCGAUCCAUUACUGCUCUUGAGGCUGUUAGCUCGAGAGCAACUCUGUAUAGAAAGUGAACUGUCUUACUGACUGAAUAAAUUUUAUAUUUUUAAA